Molecule: messenger RNA, 3405 nt
Organism: Brienomyrus brachyistius
Lineage: Eukaryota; Metazoa; Chordata; Actinopteri; Osteoglossiformes; Mormyridae
Product: aerolysin-like protein
Exons: 2
Coding region: 667-1611 (314 amino acids)
Source: RefSeq, a predicted model, not a curated record
GUCACAGUUUAUCAGUUUUAUAUGGGUUAAAUGCAGCCUUCGUGAAGUGGGACAGUGGUCUUCUAAAUGUGCAAACGCAAUUUAAUAUUUCUGUUGCAUAUUUAGAUUGACAGAACUACGUAUUUUCCCACUUCGAAUAGAAGAAAAGAGCGGUGCGCGCUCCCGACAGGGGGUGCAUUUCACGGCAGGGGUGCAGAAUUCGGCACAACACCGGUACAGACGAGACGGGCUUGGUCCCUUUCAGACGCCGCGGGAUUCGCGGGAUGGCAUCUCUUACGGUGGCGGCCCCUUUGUUCGCCACCCGCUCAGGCCGGAAGCAAUUCCGCUCGAGCGGCGGUGGCAACUCCGUGGCGUCCGGUUCGGAUGGCCACAGUAGCAGGGAUUCAUCCACCUCCUCAUUGCUCAAGGGCCAAAGCCUGGCCAACGCGCAGGCUCCCAGACGGAGUACCGGUUCUUCCGGGAUUUGCUUGCUUCGCUUCGUUUUUAGGUCUGUCAUUCUGUCACGGGAGAUCGCGGGCAGAGCGGCGAUCGUGCGGAAGGAGCAGGCAGGCAAGCGGGAUACGGGAAAACGGGGGUUUAUUCGGGGAAACCGGAGCAGGACGGGAAACAGACAUUGACAACAUCAAUGACAGACCAUGCUAACAGGUAUAUUUUAAGAGCAUCAUCAUGUCAUACCUGACUCCCAGCAUGACUAUUGGUGGAAAUGGCGGUUCAGCAUUUGACUUCACUGGUAUCACAAAUGGAGCCACACUGAAGAAGAUUUGGGUGUGGGUGAGUGGUUGGCAGGUGAAAGCCUUGAAGGUUUGGCUUACUGAUGAAAGGUCCAGGCAGUUCGGAAAUCCUGCUGGGGACUAUUUAGAAUUUACAUUUGCAGAUGGAGAGCAGUUUACCUCUCUUUCUCUGUGGGGAAAUGGAGUUGGAACACGUCUGGGUGCCAUCAAAUUCAGGACAAAUCACUCCCGGGGGUUCUUUGCACGCAUGACGAAGUGGGAUUUGAAAACAGAAUACCCAAUUGAUACUGGAUCUGGGAUCUGCAUGGGAAUCAAAGGACGAGCAGGUGCAGACAUUGAUAGUUUAGCCUUCAUAUUCAUCAACACCAUCAAGUCUACAGUGUUAAAAGAUGUUCAGUACCCCAUUCUUCAUAAGGUGGUACCCAAUGUGGCUGUUGAGGAAAUUAAAUCCAUGACUUACCAGAACACAUCCACUGUAUCGCAAGAAUGCAAAAUCGAAACCUCAAAGACAAUCACCAGAAAGUCCUCCUGGUCUGUGUCCCUCAACCAGUCAUUCACCAGUAGCAUGGAAGUGCAGGCUGGAAUUCCACAGGUUGCACAAGUCCAAACUGAAUUCAGUUUCACACUAGGAAAUGUAAGCACAUAUGGUUUGGAGAACACAGAGCAGAAGACUGAUCUGAUGUCUCUUCCCGUCCAUGUUCCUCCAGGGAAAACAAUGAAAGUCGACAUCACAAUAGGUCGGGCCACAGUAGAUCUCCCCUAUACUGGCAUAAUCCAAAUUACCUGCUUUAAUGGCAGUGUUCUGGAAUUUCAAACCAGUGGGACCUACAAGGGCCUCACUUACACAAAUGUGAACACAGUUGUGAAAGAAGUAGCCUAACUAUUAGUACAGUAAGAAUUUUUCCUGCUGUCUCUGGAGAGCUUUAGAGCAGAUCAAAUAAUCAAAAAAUGAUAAUGUAUUAUUAAGUCUUUUGUAGUUUCAGGGUUAGUUACAUUUAAAUUUAGGCACUGAAAAAGAGGGCUCUUUUUUCGGGAAAAAUCAUUGCCUAUUUAUGUUGGUUCAUUACUUUGUGGAUAAAGAUUUAAAAAUAAGAUCUCUUAAUACACUGCAAUAUAUGCGUCAUUUACAUAAAGACAAACAGUCUCCAAAACUAAUUUCACUUUUUAUUCUCUCAGAUUCUAAAUGUGAAUUAUAUUAAAAUACAUUUUUCCAGGGGAUCUACAAACCAUUUUUCAUCAUGAAAUAGUGCAAAAUUCCACAACUAUUCAACAAUUUAUUAAAACUUAAAAACCAAAAUUGAGAGACAUAAAAAUAGUCAUAAUGAUGGAGUGGAAUUUUCACCUUUUGGUGCAGCAGAUAACUUUUCACCCCACAGCCCACUGCUGUGAUCCCAGCAGGUCUGGUCAUGAUGGUCCCUGUUAGUGAAUAUAGGAACCAGAAGUGAGAGGGAGAUGCUCCAACAUCGGAAGAAGGGAGCCACAAUCUACAUCAAAGCAAAAGGGACUCACUCACACCACCUAUGACGGCAAGACUCCACAAUAGAGGAUUCGAGGGCAUUUGUGGGACAGCACAACUUCAGCUGAAAUUGGACUGAGUCACCCAGCUGGCAGGUUGCGGUUGGCUGGGAAGGAAGAUCCCUCUCAAUUAGGACAUUUUGGUUAUUGUUGGACACACAAUCAGUAGCCAAGCUUCAGGGCAAGACGUUGUGGGUAAACAGAUCACAUCUGGAGCAAAUCAACCUGCGAGAGCACUGAGGUGAUGUGCUGGUAACCUCUCCCUCUGGAGCCCAUCUUGAUGCUACAACAUGCAAAAGUUCAUGUCCUGCAAGAUGUUGCAGUGAAACUGCUGAAUCUCAGUCCAAGAGAGUGAAAAUACUCCAUGAGAAGAUAUUCAUUUAUUCGUUGAGUUUUGAUUGCCUAAUAUUGCCUGAAGUGCUGUUGUUAAUAAGCUCAGGCAGAAUACUACAUCCAAUCAAUAUGGUGUAAUUCAGUUUAAUGAUUAUGUUUUUAUUGUGUACAUCAUACUGAAGCUGAAGAGUACCUGGGUAUGUCAAUUAUCAGAAAUGUGUGUGAAAUAUAUUGUGGAUAAGUAUCUUUGGCAUGAAUUUAUCUUCAUGCUGGAGUUGUUGGUUUUUUCCCCACAAUCUCAUGUAUUACAGGGUGGAAUAAGUCUCUAACAAGUAACAUUUAAUUACUCUGAAUGAUUUUCAUUGUAUCAUUAGCGAAAUACAAAAACAAUAGGUACAGAAGGUAGGAAAGAGGUUUUUCAUUUCUUAUUGCGGCAUUCAUUUAAUUAUGCUUAUAUAUGCAACGCAUUGCAAGUUAGACGCCUUCCUCAUCUCCCUCUCCUCAUAAGGUUGCUCGCCGCUAUGCUUCUUGCGUAAUUAAGAUUCUUUGGUUUCUAAUAUAUAAUUAAGGGGGAUUUUUUCCAUGUUCUUACAUAUUACAGUAGUUUAAAGCUAUGUGUGUAAUAUAAUUUUGGCCGAUGCUGUGUAUGGAACACACUGUUGUGCUCUGCGUGAGGUGAAAUGGCUGUUCAAGUGUAACACCAACUAACAGGUGGUUCUUGGACUGUGUGUAAGACUGGGUACAAAGCAUGUGUGGUCAGAAGGUUACCUUCUUGAAUGGAAAAUUAGAGAGACUCAGCAUUAAUAAAGCAGCAAUAAAGCACAAA